UAUAUACCCCUAUUAAAUAUGUCUACAAUUCAAUCUUCUUCAAAUGAAGAAUCUAUUCCUUUAACUACUCUUACUGACGAAAAUGUUGAAUUUGACAAAACUCCGGUAGGAGGGAAUGUUAACAUUUCAGGAGUUAAAGGUUUAGAUGAAAAUCCUGUGGGCAUUUUGACAAAGGCUGACAUGGCAAAUUUUGCUACAAAGGCAGACCUGGCGAAGGAAUUGGCAAAUUUUGCUACUAAAGCGGACCUGGCAAAUUUUGCUACAAAGAAGGACCUGGCAAAUUUUGCUACUAAGAAGGACCUGGAUGUUUUUAUGAAAAAGAUUGAAAAGACUCAUCCCUGUGGUCUCAAAUGCAUCCCCACGGUUGAGAAUUGGGUUUCUUUUCUGACCAUUGGCUUUGCCAUAAUUAUGUUUGGAGUUGUGGCUCUCACCAUCAUAUACUCUCUUCAUUUCUUCACGUCCGACAGACUCGGUUCUCUGGAAUCAAAAAUUGAUGACAAAAUUGAUGCUCUUGCAAAAGCGAUUGAUAAGCUGAAAGAAGGUUGUCAGAUUUGCCGCCCACCUCAUUGA
Molecule: messenger RNA, 570 nt
Organism: Meloidogyne enterolobii
Lineage: Eukaryota; Metazoa; Nematoda; Chromadorea; Rhabditida; Meloidogynidae
Source: the annotation of a GenBank genome assembly